GUUGUUCUGGUGUCACCUAAUGUUUGCCUUUCCUACCUGACAAAAUCGCCUUGGAACAAACAACAAGAUCCGACUUUCAUUCACGUUUAUGUCGCUCUUAUCGUUGCUGCUGUUCUUGCUUCUACCACACGUGCCUGUCUUUUAAUUCAACUUCUACUCAGAUCAGCCCAAGCUCUCCAUGACAGGAUGGUCAAGUGCCUGUUAAAAGCUCCAGUUUUAUUCUUCGACACCAAUCCUGCUGGAAGAAUACUCAACAGGUGCUCUAAAGACAUUGGCUACAUUGAUGAGAUUUUAUCCCAGACCUUUUUGGGAGUCAUUCAGUUGAUUUUCGUUGUUCUAACUGCACUGGUAUUACCUUCAUUAAUAAUCCCUUGGUUUGUCGUCAUAACCUUACCAGUACUAGCUGCUUUCGUGUACCUAGCAAAAUAUUUUUUUAAUUCAGCGCGGGAGCUGAAGAGACUGGAGGCAAUCUCUCGUAGUCCCGUUUUCUCUCUUUUCUCGGAGACCAUGGCUGGUUUAAGCACCAUUCGCACUCGAAAGAAGGGGAACGAUUUUCUGGAGCAAUUGUACCAGUAA
This is a messenger RNA of Porites evermanni, 576 nucleotides long. The record is from the annotation of a GenBank genome assembly. Lineage: Eukaryota; Metazoa; Cnidaria; Anthozoa; Scleractinia; Poritidae.